Messenger RNA from Lates calcarifer (barramundi perch), 1124 nucleotides. RefSeq names its product apolipoprotein A-IV b, tandem duplicate 2 (gene apoa4b.2). Gene Ontology annotation, biological process: lipoprotein metabolic process; cholesterol biosynthetic process; triglyceride homeostasis. The record is from RefSeq and is a predicted model, not a curated record. The transcript is spliced from 3 exons. Gene Ontology annotation, molecular function: phospholipid binding; cholesterol binding; structural constituent of cytoskeleton. Gene Ontology annotation, cellular component: high-density lipoprotein particle; chylomicron; blood microparticle. Bases 118 to 885 code for a protein of 255 amino acids. NCBI's taxonomy places the organism in Eukaryota, Metazoa, Chordata, Actinopteri, Centropomidae.
UGGACUUUGGGAUCAUUACUUUCUGGCUUGCUAUAUAAGCUGCAGAACCUCGCCAGCUAAGCACAAGCACAGUGAAGUGGAUUUGCAGAUACACUUGCAAACUCAGGUCUAAGAGCCAUGAAGGUCCUUGUUGUGCUCGUCCUUGCCGUUUUCAGUGGCUGUCAAGCCAACCUCUUCUACGCUGAUGCACCCAAGCCACAGCUGGAAGUGCUGACUGAUGCUUUCUGGGACUACGUUGGCAAAGCCACCCAGACAGCUGAUGAAACCCUCCAGAUGAUCAGGAAGUCUCAGUUUGGACAGGAAGUCAGUGCCCGUCUGACAGAAAGUGCUGACAUGGCCAGCACAUACGCCGUCUCCAUCCAGGAGCAGCUUCCCCCUGCAGCCCAGGAGCUAAUCACCAAGGUCACCACAGAGGCUGAUGUGCUGAGAGAGCGCGUGGGCCAGGAGCUGAACACAGUCAGGGAGAGGCUGGAGCCCUACACCGAGGACAUGAAGGCCCAGAUCCAGCAGAAAGUGGAGCAGCUCAAACAGGAGCUGGCCCCCUAUGCAGACAACCUGGACUCCGAGGCCCUGAGGACCACCCUGAUGCAGAAGAGCGAGGAGCUGAGAGUCAGCCUGGAGCAGAGCGUGAAGGACCUGCAGACCCAGCUGGGGCCCUACACCGACGACCUGAAGCAGAAGGUGGACCAACACCUGCAGGAAUUCAAGGAGCGCGUGGCCCCCGUGACAGAGAAGGUCCAGAGCGAGCUGACCCAGAGAGCCCAGCAGGUGAAAGAAAUGGCCACCCCCUACGUUGAUGAGCUGAGGGGAAAGCUGGACCCCUACGCCCAGGACCUCCAGGCUCGUCUCACCAACCUCUAUGAGUCCUUUGUCAAAACCAACUAAGUCAACCUCCACCUCACUUUUAACAAAAACAAACUGCAUCUAAAGAAACACAGUUUCAGGGACAUCCAUGUUGUUAACAACAUGACAACACAAGCUCACCAGUUUUGAAAUCUGAAGAUGUCUUUAGACAUAUUUACAGUGUUAAACAAAGAUCAAUUAUAAAUAGAGUGUUGGUCUGUGACCACGCAACACAGUGUUCUCUCUAUAUAUUAUGGCAAUAAAAUAAAAGCAAAACAUAA